Cladophialophora psammophila CBS 110553 is the source of this 1395-nucleotide messenger RNA. RefSeq lists its product as uncharacterized. The record is from RefSeq and is a predicted model, not a curated record. Bases 1 to 1395 code for a protein of 464 amino acids. The transcript has 3 exons. NCBI's taxonomy places the organism in Eukaryota, Fungi, Ascomycota, Eurotiomycetes, Chaetothyriales, Herpotrichiellaceae.
AUGGCCUCAACCUGGAGCACUCACAGCUGGGACUAUCACAGACAGAAAUACAGUCACGUCGGAGACUGCUCCGUUCCUGUAUUCUUUAUGACAGAGCUUACAGACAUGUUCUCGCGUUUGGGAGGCUUCUGUGACUUAGACAAGCCUCAGACAUCGGCCGGCUCAGAUGCAGAUAUUGACGAAGUUGAAAACUUGGUGUACGACGCCAUGCUUCAACUUCUAGAGAUUGCCAGCAAAGUUCAAGAGAAAACCCAUUCAGACAUCCUCCCCGGAUCGGAAUCCCAUGAGCACUUAUUGCUUGAGGUCGCUGCACUGGGGAACAAUUUAAGUUCCUGGUCUGCGAGGCUUCCUCCACUGCUUCGUUGGAGUCCUGAAAAUGCUAAGAGGGCACCGUCACUCUACUUCGUAAUGCAUCAACAAUUUCAUACAACCCAAGCCUUAUUGCACGGACCAUAUGGACAAUAUGGAGAAGCGCUUCAGGGUCAAUAUAGCGCCUCUAGUGUUGAACAGCCGAAUGAAGCAUACUCCUUCGUACCUUUGGCUCGAUCAAUUGCGUUCAAACAUGCAUUGAAGGUUGCGCAGAUAUUCGCAUUUCAUCGGACGAGAUUUGGCCAGAGCCAGUUUGGCCUGUUUUCGCUCACACAUGCUGCUACAGCAAGUCUUGUUCUGAUUGCAAAUGCAUCACUUGGUGAGAAUUCUAGCGAGCGACUUCUCACCUUGCAGCGGAUUCGGACCCUACUAGAAGAACUGAAACAGAUGUCUCUGGUCUAUCAACCGGCCAAAAUGAUGACCGCCGUGAUGGAACACUACAUGGAGAACACUGGUGUGGAUUUCAACAGUCUACCAAUCUCGGAUUCGAGCUCAACACCGUUUACAGAGUCUAGUAACGGUGUAUCCGCUCGACGGCCUAGUGAGCAUGAUCAAGAAACUGCAAGUCAAUGCAACAAGAAGAGACACAUCUCAAACCGGGGAUCUUCAACUCUGACUACUCCAUCGUCUGCGAAUGCCGCCGUUGUAUUCCAUCCGCCUAGCAGACCCGAAAUUUCUGCCUCACACGCACGAAGCGAAGCUGAAGUUGAGGACUUCGAAAUCCUGGGUAAUGACACGGCUGGAAACCAUGCACAUAUUGCCGAUGAAGAGAGCUGCAAUGCUUUGAAAUCCACCACUCUUCACGUGUCAGAUAAUGCGAUAGAGACCUUUUUAUGGACAGAAGUUUCUAUCGAGCCGCCAUUAGGCGAUGGGGGUGCUCAAAUACCGGGUUUAGCAGAAUUUUCGCCCUCGUUUCUAUUGCGCGAAAGUUCCGACGACGGUACAAGACUUCAAAGUUUGGGAAAUGAUUUUGGGGAUGUCUUCCUCGGAUAUCAAGGAGAAAACUUCGAGAACACCACCUGGUAG